This is a messenger RNA of Selaginella moellendorffii, 2789 nucleotides long. RefSeq names its product ADP-ribosylation factor GTPase-activating protein AGD3. Gene Ontology annotation, cellular component: cytoplasm. Bases 229 to 2709 code for a protein of 826 amino acids. Lineage: Eukaryota; Viridiplantae; Streptophyta; Lycopodiopsida; Selaginellales; Selaginellaceae. Gene Ontology annotation, molecular function: protein binding; GTPase activator activity. The transcript is spliced from 19 exons. The record is from RefSeq and is a predicted model, not a curated record.
UCAGCACACCUUCUGCCCUACGCUGUUGUAGUGCUGGUUCUUCGAGGAUCUGGGGCGUGGAGCGCUUCCCUCGCGGCGGCAUUGCGUCGCGCUUGGAAAUAUGGAGCGGGGAGCGCGGAUUUGAGGUCUUUGAUGGCGCAUCUGAGCUAGGUUAGAGUCGCGCGUCCAGGAUCUGGCAGCGGGCGCUACAGCGGUCGCCAAUUCCUGGCUCAACGUGGAUGGAAUCCAAUGCAACUCCAGGGAUUGUUUCGUCGCGGUGAGAGGCGGCAUAGCGGCGUGUAUGGCAGCAACGGAUUGAAGAGCGCUGGGGAGGCUGCGGGUGGGGCGACAAUGCAUUUCUCCAAGCUGGAGGACUCUCCAAUGUUUCGGAAACAGAUCCAAGCAUUGGAGGAGAGCGCCGAAGCAUUGAGGGAGCGAUGCCAGAAAUUUUUCAAAGGCUCGCGCAAGUAUACUGAAGGACUCGGUGAAGCGUACGAUGGAGAUAUCGCUUUUGCCAGUGCUUUGGAAACAUUUGGUGGCGGGCAUGAUGAUCCCAUUAGCGUCGCUGUUGGAGGUCCGGUUAUGACGAAGUUUACCAUUGCCCUGCGAGAGAUUGGAACGUACAAAGAAGUUUUACGAUCACAAGUGGAGCAUAUGUUGAAUGAUCGGCUCGUGCAAUUCGCGAGCAUCGAUCUGCAAGAUGUCAAGGAUGUCAGAAAACGUUUUGACAAAGCAAGCCUUCACUAUGAUCAGGUCCGGGAAAAGUUCCUGUCAUUAAGAAAGGACGCUAAAUCAGAUGUUGUGGCUGAUGCGGAAGAGGAUUUACGGACUGCCCGGACUUUGUUUGAGCAAGCUCGGUUUAAUUUGGUUACAGCACUGUCGAACAUUGAGGCCAAAAAGAAGUUUGAGUUCCUAGAAGCCGUCAGUGGCUCAAUGGAUGCACAUCUUCGAUACUUCAAGCAGGGGUAUGAACUCCUCCAUCAAAUGGAGCCUUACAUCCAUCAGGUGUUGACCUAUGCACAACAAUCAAGGGAGAGAGCAAACUAUGAACAAGCAGCGCUUGCAGAUAGAAUGCAGGAGUAUCGAAGACAGAUGGAACGCGAGACUCAAAAUGCUUCCAGCGAGCAUGAUGUUAUAAGCGCUGCUGACGGAAUUCAGGCCAUUGGAAGGAGCUCCCACAAGUACAUCGAGGCAGUUAUGCAAUCCGCAUCACGGGGAAAGGUUCAACCUAUAAAGCAAGGCUACCUACUUAAGCGUUCUUCAAAUUUGCGUGGAGACUGGAAAAGGCGUUUCUUUGUUCUGGAUAGCCGUGGAAUGCUGUACUAUUACCGUAAACAAUGGGGCAAGCCCACUGUAAGAACUUCUAAUGACGAUAAAACCAUUGCUCAUCAUACAGUAAAUUUAUUGACAUCAACUAUUAAGAUGGACGCUGAGCAGAGCGAUCUACGGUUUUGCUUUCGAAUAAUAUCACCUUCGAAGAGUUACACGCUACAGGCUGAAAAUGGCAUGGAUCGAAUGGAUUGGAUGGAUAAAAUCACUGGAGUGAUUGCCUCUCUCUUGAAUUCCCAGGUCACGGAACAGCCUAGAAGUCCAUUGAACAACUUCCAUCAGCGGUCGCCCAGUGAAAGCAGCUCCGUGAGUGCUUCCUCCGACUUCGAGCAUUCUAUCGGGGACGAUAUCAAGUUUUCCAGACGUGACCGCAUGUACCAUAACCUUGAGCUACAAGAACGGCCUCUAGACAUAUUGCGACGGGUUUCUGGGAACGAGUUUUGUGCGGACUGUGGGGCUGCUGACCCCGAUUGGGCUUCCUUGAACUUGGGAAUACUUAUUUGUAUCGAGUGCUCUGGUGUACACCGAAAUCUCGGCGUGCAUUUGUCAAAGGUGCGUUCCCUGACACUUGAUGUCCGGGUGUGGGAGCCAUCAGUAAUUGGAUUGUUUCAAUCUAUUGGAAACGCCUUCGCCAAUUCAAUGUGGGAAGAACAGCUUCCAAAGUGGGAAGGGGAACGUAGCCGGAACAACAAAAAUGCCUUGACUGCGGGUUCUGCAACUGAGAGAACCGAUAUGAAGGUGAAGCCGGAUGCGAGGGAUCCUUUGGCUGUCAAGGAGAAGUUCAUCUUUGCGAAGUACGUGGAGAAGCGUUUUGUCGUAAAGAUGAAGCUGGAUCCUCGUGGUCCCAGCGUUGCUCGCCGAAUCUGGGAUGCAGUUCAAGCCAACAACAAGCAGUCAAUCGUUCGUCUGCUUAUCAACGGAGACGCUGAUGCAAACACCACGUACGAACUCGCGUUUGAAACAACCGCUGGAAAACAAACAGUCAAAGGGGGGCCGAGUCCGAGUCCGAGCAGCAGCCUGGAUUCACUCAGACUGUCGGAGGCGGCACCGAGCUCCAUUUCGGGAAAAGCUGGAGCUCUCACACUCAGCAGUGACUCUGGAGUCGAAAAUCUUCGAGGCCAGACACUACUCCAACAAGCUUGCCAGGUUGGGGACUUGAGCACGGUAGAACUUCUACUCCAACAUGGAGCACAGGUGAACACCAAGGACGGAAUCGGGAGAACUCCUCUCCAUUUUUGCGUGGAGUGUGGAAGGAACUUAUGUGCAAAGCUACUUCUAUCCAGAGGAGCCAAUCCCGCUGCUGUUGAUAGAGCAGGGAAAACUCCAUUAGAAGUAGCUAUGGAGCUCGGGGCCGUGACAGACGAAGAGCUCUUCGUGAUGUUAUCAGAGUCGAGCCGUUGAUGCUUGGUGUGCCGGUGAUCCAACGGUGGAGAGUGUACAAGGUAUAUGCUUUUGAAAAUAUUCCCUCCCAGGGUGGCAUA